Messenger RNA from Loxodonta africana (African savanna elephant), 2878 nucleotides. RefSeq names its product VPS35 retromer complex component (gene VPS35). Gene Ontology annotation, cellular component: retromer complex; late endosome; retromer, cargo-selective complex. Lineage: Eukaryota; Metazoa; Chordata; Mammalia; Proboscidea; Elephantidae. The record is from RefSeq and is a predicted model, not a curated record. Gene Ontology annotation, biological process: retrograde transport, endosome to Golgi; intracellular protein transport. The transcript is spliced from 18 exons. The coding region runs from base 283 to 2586 and encodes 767 amino acids.
CGCAGCGUCACCUGACCGCGGGAGGCUCCGCGAGGGGACGCUGCUCCGGCUGCGGGCUCGGUGUUUCGCCAUGGGUUACUGUGAGUUGGAACCGACUCAACGUCACCUAACAGCUAACAACGCUUAUUUCUGAGCUGGCCAUCUGAACGUAGCAGAAUCCAUUCAUGCUAAUAAUUGUUAAAUCUGUUACAUUCAAAGCCUACGACACAGCAGUCACCUCAGGAUGAGCAGGAAAAGCUCUUGGAUGAAGCAAUACAGGCUGUGAAGGUCCAGUCAUUCCAGAUGAAAAGAUGCCUGGACAAAAACAAGCUUAUGGAUGCGCUGAAGCAUGCUUCUAACAUGCUUGGUGAACUCCGGACGUCUAUGUUGUCACCAAAGAGCUACUAUGAGCUUUAUAUGGCUAUCUCUGAUGAGCUGCACUACCUGGAGGUGUACCUGACAGAGGAGUUUGCUAAAGGAAGGAAGGUGGCGGAUCUCUACGAGCUCGUGCAGUAUGCUGGGAACAUCAUCCCCAGACUUUAUCUAUUGAUCACGGUUGGAGUUGUGUAUGUUAAGUCAUUUCCUCAGUCCAGGAAAGAUAUCUUGAAAGAUUUGGUAGAAAUGUGCCGUGGUGUUCAGCAUCCCUUGAGGGGUCUAUUUCUUCGAAAUUACCUUCUUCAGUGUACCAGGAACAUCUUACCUGAUGAAGGAGAGCCAACAGAUGAAGAAACAACUGGCGAUAUCAAUGAUUCCAUGGAUUUUGUACUACUCAACUUUGCAGAAAUGAACAAGCUCUGGGUGCGGAUGCAGCAUCAGGGACAUAGCCGGGACAGAGAAAAAAGAGAGCGAGAGAGACAAGAACUGAGAAUUUUAGUGGGAACAAAUUUGGUGCGCCUCAGUCAGUUGGAAGGUGUAAAUGUGGAACGUUAUAAACAGAUUGUUUUGACUGGCAUAUUGGAGCAAGUUGUGAAUUGCAGGGAUGCUUUGGCUCAAGAAUAUCUCAUGGAGUGUAUUAUUCAGGUUUUCCCUGAUGAAUUUCACCUUCAGACUUUGAAUCCUUUUCUUCGGGCCUGUGCUGAGUUACACCAAAAUGUAAAUGUGAAGAACAUAAUCAUUGCUUUAAUUGACAGAUUAGCUUUAUUUGCUCACCGUGAAGAUGGACCUGGAAUCCCAGCAGAUAUUAAACUUUUUGACAUAUUUUCACAGCAAGUGGCUACAGUAAUACAGUCUAGACAAGACAUGCCUUCGGAGGAUGUUGUGUCUUUACAAGUCUCCCUCAUAAACCUUGCCAUGAAGUGUUACCCUGAUCGUGUGGACUAUGUUGAUAAAGUUCUGGAAACAACAGUGGAGAUAUUUAAUAAGCUCAACCUUGAACAUAUUGCCACCAGUAGUGCAGUUUCAAAGGAGCUCACCAGACUUUUGAAGAUACCUGUUGACACGUACAACAAUAUUUUAACAGUUUUGAAGCUGAAACAUUUCCACCCACUCUUUGAGUACUUUGACUAUGAGUCCAGAAAGAGUAUGAGUUGUUAUGUGCUUAGCAACGUUCUGGAUUACAACACAGAAAUUGUCUCUCAAGACCAGGUAGAUUCGAUAAUGAAUUUGGUAUCCACGUUGAUUCAGGACCAGCCGGAUCAACCUGUAGAAGACCCUGAUCCUGAAGAUUUUGCUGAUGAGCAGAGCCUUGUAGGCCGGUUCAUCCAUCUCCUGCGUUCCGAGGACCCUGACCAGCAGUACUUGAUUUUAAACACAGCACGAAAACAUUUUGGAGCUGGUGGAAAUCAACGGAUUCGCUUCACACUGCCGCCACUGGUGUUUGCAGCUUACCAGCUGGCUUUUCGCUACAAAGAGAACUCUAAAGUGGAUGACAAAUGGGAAAAGAAAUGCCAGAAGAUUUUUUCAUUUGCUCACCAGACUAUAAGCGCUUUGAUCAAAGCAGAGCUGGCAGAAUUACCCUUACGGCUUUUUCUUCAAGGGGCUCUAGCUGCUGGAGAAAUCGGUUUUGAAAAUCAUGAAACAGUGGCAUAUGAAUUUAUGUCCCAGGCCUUUUCUCUGUAUGAAGAUGAAAUCAGCGAUUCCAAAGCCCAGCUGGCUGCCAUCACCUUGAUCAUUGGCACGUUUGAGAGGAUGAAGUGUUUCAGUGAAGAGAACCACGAACCCUUGCGGACUCAGUGCGCACUCGCUGCGUCCAAACUUCUGAAGAAGCCGGACCAGGGCCGGGCUGUGAGCACCUGCGCGCACCUCUUCUGGUCCGGCAGAAACACAGACAGAAACGGAGAGGAGCUUCACGGAGGCAAGAGGGUAAUGGAGUGCCUAAAGAAAGCACUAAAAAUAGCCAAUCAGUGCAUGGACCCAUCUCUACAAGUGCAGCUUUUUAUAGAAAUUCUGAACAGAUAUAUCUAUUUUUAUGAAAAGGAAAAUGAUGCGGUAACAAUUCAGGUUUUGAACCAGCUAAUCCAGAAGAUUCGAGAAGACCUCCCAAACCUUGAGUCCAGUGAAGAAACAGAACAGAUUAACAAACAUUUCCAUAAUACCCUGGAGCACUUGCGCCUGAGGCGGGAAUCGCCAGAAUCUGAGGGGCCAAUUUAUGAAGGCCUCAUCCUCUAAAACACAGACGGGCUCACGUUCUCUCCAUUUACAUCCAGCAAGGGUUUUCCUGUACUAGUUUCCUGUCCGUAGAUGGUGCCUUUCAGAAACGCUGAGGUAGGUUUCCCUUUCUUGCCCGUCAUGUGGUUUACCUAGUACCUCCAGACUCUCACCUUCAAGACCUUAAGAAAGUUAUUCACUUCAUAAGUGUUCGGGUCUGUCUGACCACCCCAGGUAGCAUGACUGAUCUGCUAUUUAAAAUUCCCGUGAUCUGUUCAAAAAAAAAAAAAAAAACACUUAUCUUGGCUACUAA